AUGAAAAGUUUACUAUUUAUAAAUAUAGCUUUAGAUUUGAGCGUUGGUUCAGUUUUGGGUCAUGACGUUCUGAACAGAGAUUUAUACGCCAUACACAGAAAUCAAAAGUUAUAUUUAAAGUUUCAUAGUACUUAUAAUACAUGGUUGGCUAUAACUAAUAAAGAGUUCAAAAAUAAUGUCUUAGCUAAUAUAGAUUGGAAACGUUUAAAGAUAUUAGAAGGUUAUUUCGAUCAAGAAGUAACUUUUGGGGCACAUUAUUGGAUGGAUUUUACGCAAGUAGACAUCAUUAUAUUAAUGAUUACCAUAAAGUUAGAGUUAAAAAAUGAGUUUAAUAUGAUUAGCGUAAUCAUAACUCAGUUAUACGGAGACGUUUACGAACCGUUUUCUAUUAAAGAAGAAAAAAGUAUUCAAAGAGGUGUAUUAAUAACAACAUUCAAAUCUGUACCUAAAGAAUAUGAAAUAGCAUUUGACUUAAAACUAACUUCGUUCAUUACCUAUACAUGUGCAAACAUUUUACAAUUUACCAUCAGUAGUGAUUAUUCAAAUUAUGGCGACAGAUGUCCAGCUGCUUUUGUUUGUAAACACUUAUUUGUUGGCGUUCAAAUUUGUGGAUCAGUUAAUGGCCGAAUUUGUUAUGCGGUGAUCUCGAAAUAUAUAAACUUAUUAGAUUGGACAAGGUUUGUUAUAAGUCAACGAAAAUUUAAUGGAUCUUACAAUUAUUCCGUUCAAGUUAAUGGAGAAAUUAUGAACACAGUGGAAAAUAAAGACGCUAGAGAUUUUAAAAAUGUCAAACUAUAUAUUAGCAGUCCUUGGGUUAUUGCACAACCUGGAUUUAUAAGAAACAUGACAGUAACAAAUAUGUGUACAAGUACUCAGUUGUAUUGUAAACCUCAAUUAAACGUGGUUUUUAAUGGAGAAUUAAGCAAUUAUUCUUUGAAUCUUUCACUUCAAAUCACUUACGUAUAUGAGCCUGGUGAAUUGGCUUUUAACGUAACUUGGGAGUAUUUUCUACCUCUAAGCGUAACGCUAGUUUCUGAAUCACUAAUUUUGGGUUUGGUAAAAGUUGAUUCUAACCGUUUAAAGUACUUGAUUCCUAUGAGUUUAAAUGCUAGUGGAAUAAGUCAUAGCGUGGUCACUAUGAUCCAAAGUACGUCCUGUAUAUAUGGUGGAUCAAACGUUAUUGAAAUACCUAUGAAACUCUCUUUUGAAAAUACUGCAAAGAAACCCUGGAAUCUAUACCAAACAGUUAGAAAAAACUUCACGAAAAGCUGUAAAAAAUCUAUCAUCAAUCAAAUAAAAGAUUUAGAGAGCUACGGUCGAGGCAUAUACUGGGAUAACGUAAAAUCUCAUAUAUAUCUUUGUAAGAAUCAGCAUGUUGAAAGCAAUAGAGCUGCUUGUUAUACUUCAAAAGAUAACGGCAUCAAAUGGGCAGCUUUAGAUUUGAGUGUUGGUUCAGUUUUGGGUCAUGACGUUCUGAACAGGGAUUUAUACGCUGUGCACAGAAAUCAAAAGUUGUAUUUGAAGUUUCAUAGUACUUAUAACACAUGGUUGGCUAUAACUAAUGAAGAGUUCAAAAAUAACGUCUUAGCCAAUAUAGAUUGGAAACGUUUAAAGACAUUAGAUAGUUAUUUCGAUCAAGAAGUAACUUUUGGGACACAUUAUUGGAUGGGAAACGAUAAUGGUCUAUAUUUCCGAGAAUCUACUGAUGGCAUCUGGCUUCAAAGAGCUAAAUGGAUUGUUUAACUACGGAAAGUAUUUAUUUGACAUAUGGCUUAAUAAAUUUUUGUAUAUUUUUUUUAAGUUUACUUUUUUAUCACAUUGUAAAUUAAAACAAAAUUUUAUAAUUUUUCUUAGUUUUAGUGAGUUCUAACAACCUUUUUACUUAAGAUUGUAUGAAACACUAUGCUGUAUAAUCAGUUCAUUAUACAUUUGUAAUCAUAUUUAGAUAAUAAAUCCAUUAUGUAAAAAUAUUUAGAUAAUAAAUCCAUCCACAGUGGGGUAAAA
This is a messenger RNA of Hydra vulgaris (swiftwater hydra), 2004 nucleotides long. Lineage: Eukaryota; Metazoa; Cnidaria; Hydrozoa; Anthoathecata; Hydridae. The record is from RefSeq and is a predicted model, not a curated record.